Messenger RNA from Pseudo-nitzschia multistriata, 834 nucleotides. NCBI's taxonomy places the organism in Eukaryota, Bacillariophyta, Bacillariophyceae, Bacillariales, Bacillariaceae. The record is from the annotation of a GenBank genome assembly.
CAAGAGUGGCAGCAAAGACGGUUCAGAGUCAAAGAGCGGUGGCAAAGAAGCAUCCAAAAGCGGUAGCAAGAGUGGCAGCGGAAAGAGUGGCAUCGACAAGAACAGCAGUUCCAAGGAUGAUGCCAGCGAUYUCAAUAGARAUUUGGGGMCUGAUGAAAUCGAUACCAAAAUGCGAAGAAGGGAUCGCAGAAAGAACCGAAAUAAAAAGUUUGUYGAUGAUGGCAACAUUAGUAACGCAGCCGUAYUGACGGAAAGCGACGACGGCUUCAUGGGAACCACACAACCCGAAUCAGCAACGCCAACYGCCACCCCAACCAAUAACAAGGACACMCGAAAGAAAGUGAACGAAUCAAGCACCAAGGACAAGAUGAAACGAAGAAAGAGGAUACGAAGCCGCAAUCUUCAAAAGAARGAGAGCGCCGUUAAACGAGUCUUCGACGGAGACAUUUACUACAAAGACAACAAUCCAACACCUGUUGUUCCAGGUUCUGAAUCACGGUGGCUGUCUUCCUCGUCCUGGAUUGGAUCGAUAUCUUCCUGGGCUUCUUCGAAAUUGACAUCGAUGCAAGCACCGGCUACUACGAACACGCGUAGUCAAUAUCUGUGAGCAACGAGCUCCUGCUGUCACUGACUUCGAACCUGCCCCAUCCUUCCUUUAUCCCAAUACAUCAUAUAUUUUAGAGCACACGCACACCCACRAAGCACACCAGCAGUAGUAUCAUGCAGAUAACACCACCACCAGCGUGAUAGUAUCCUCUACUACUGCUAUACAUCACAUUUAAUGCUAUUCUUCAGGGARUAGUAUAUCAUAAAGAAUAGAAUACAGAACAACAU